CGCACGGAAGUCCCCCUGCCUCCUCUCCGCUCUCUCUCUGACUCUUUCUUCUCUCUCUUUCUCUCUCUGACUGACUCUCUCUCUCUCUCUCUCUCUCUCGCUAGCUCGGCCGCGUUCCUUCCAAGCGGCGACGACAGGGGAGUGGCGCCGCCCUUGCCAGUUCUUCGUCGGACGCUUCGCCGGCCGACAAGUAAUGGCGUCGCCAAUCUCUGCAAGACGCUAUCAACAAUUUCCUUUAGUACAUAACAAUGGACUUCCAAGAUUUUCUCGAGGAAAAGUGGCAUGCUUGGGAAUAAAACAAACUAGAUAUCAUUCUGAAACCAACUUAUCUUCAUCAGCAAGUCAUGGAGAUGCCAGCAAGCUCCAUCCUGUAGUCAAAAUGUGUGGCAUCACAUCAGCUAGAGAUGCAGAAAUGGCUGUAGAGGCAGGAGCUAAACUUAUAGGCAUGAUACUGUGGCCUAACUCUAAACGCUCCGUCUCGUUAUCUGAGGCAAAAAAAAUAUCAAGAGUUGCACAAUCUUAUGGUGCCGAAUCAGUUGGUGUCUUUGUGGAUGAUGAUGAAGAUACUAUCUUACGAGUGUCUGAUUCAUGUGACCUUAACUUCAUCCAGCUCCAUGGAGACAAAUCUCGUGCAUUGGUUCAUACUCUUUCCAAGAAUAACCGCAUUGUUUAUGUACUAAAUGCUGAUGAAGAUGGAAAACUAAUCAACUCUCCUCCUGUUUUGGAAUAUGCACUUGAUUGGUUCUUAGUGGACAGUGCAAAAGGCGGAAGUGGAAAGGGAUUCAACUGGCAGAGGUUCCAAAUGCCGACAGUCAAAAGCAAGAAUGGAUGGCUAUUAGCUGGAGGACUUCAUGCAGAUAAUGUUUGUCAAGCCUUUUCUGCUCUGAAACCUAAUGGAGUUGACGUUAGCAGUGGCAUAUGUGCUCCUGACGGUAUCCGUAAAGACCCCAACAGGAUUUCUUCCUUCAUGAGUAAUGUAAAAUCCCUGAGUUGCAGAUCAUAAUGUCAUUUGGUUGUUGGGAGCUUAGUUUCAUUCAUUUGCUUACCUUGCGGAGACUAGCUAAUUUGGGGUUGAACGAAACCUGAAGGCAAGCUGUUCAGCAUGAUGGCGAUAAUUGCAUUUGCGGUUGAGGGAAAAAUAGUGAUUAAAUUUCUGUAGAGCAAACGUUACAUGUUUUGUAUUUGUUGGUUGUGUACUGUAAUAAGUGGAUUUUGCAUGCAUCUCCAGUUUAAAGGCAAUAAUAAACCACACAUCGUACCAUCGAUGUAUUUUCUGCAGCAAUAAAGUAAAGGGCUAAAGGCUAUACUUA
Messenger RNA from Panicum hallii, 1310 nucleotides. RefSeq names its product N-(5'-phosphoribosyl)anthranilate isomerase 1, chloroplastic-like. The transcript has 5 exons. Gene Ontology annotation, biological process: L-tryptophan biosynthetic process. Gene Ontology annotation, molecular function: phosphoribosylanthranilate isomerase activity. The coding region runs from base 194 to 1003 and encodes 269 amino acids. The record is from RefSeq and is a predicted model, not a curated record. Lineage: Eukaryota; Viridiplantae; Streptophyta; Magnoliopsida; Poales; Poaceae.